GCCGUUGCAUGUGAUUUCCUAAUCCUGCGAUGGCUUAUUCGCGGGUUGCCCGUUGGGGGAUAACUGAAGUUUGAGUUGCUUGCGCUGGGGGAUUCGAUUGGCCAUGAGCAGUGUGUUUCAUGCAGGAGGGUACAUAAGCCAAUGAUCGGAAAUCGUCGAGCCCGCCCUUGGCGCUUCUUCCGUUUUUGGAAGCUCAACACCACAAUCCUCCCGAUCUCAGUGCUGUGUCAGCCGAGGAGGUUGAGUUGGGUUGAGCUAAGCCUAAAGCCAGUCGGUGAGGAGCCCACCGAUAAUAGCCUUACUCAGCCUGAAGCCGAUUCCUUUAUUCCUUAAUACGUCACUCCGAUUUUGAUCAUCAGCUUCUUCGCCAGUCAGCCAAGCCAGCCCUCUUGCGUAUCUGUUGACCACAUGUAAUUGGCUCGGGAGCCUGCUGAUCCUAACUCCUCCCCUUCCCUUGCCCUGCCCAGCUCGUCUGAUCGAUUUCACACAGCGGUUUAUAGAUAUCCGCACUUUCACAUCCUCGCGCCGAUCCUUCCCUUCCCUCCCAACUCCAAACGGUCCAACUCAAUCAAACCAACAGCGUUAUCAGCCAAAGGGUUUUGUCCCUCCUCAGUCUCAAGAAGAAGUCCAACUAUUUGCGUAGCAGGAGACACUCGGUAUGAAGCAAGUCAUCGACUCGGUCAUUGGUACUGGUGGUCCGAAUCCGCCCCGGCGGGAUGAGAAGUCGGCUGACCAACAGUACUCGGAAAAGUCUGGGGCCUAUCAAGCUAGCAAUCAUCAAAAUCUGAUUCCGGGAAAAUUCAAUCCCGACGCAGAUCCACAUACCCACUAUGAAUUCGGUGGGCCAUGGGGUUCAUUGGGUCUCAUGAUCCUGUUCCCCUGUCUGAUGUAUUACUUUUUCAUCUGUUUAUGGUGCUACGAUGGGAAACUUUCAAGACCUGAUUCUCUUCAUCCUACUGAGAUCAUUCGAUGGUCGAGUGAAUUUUGGCAAUUAAUCAAACUGCACACCCGACCCACAUGGAGCGCGACAUAUCUUUACAUGGGCUUGUUGAUCCACCAAGUGGCUCUGGCUUGGUAUAUGCCCGGCGUUCCGCAAGAAGGCUUGCCCAUUCCAUCGUUGAAUGGCGGCAAAUUGUCCUACUACUGCAAUGCGCUGUGCUCUUGGUACGCUACACUUGCGACCGUCUUCGUCCUACAUUCCGUUCUACGAGUCGUUCGAUUGGGUGAUGUGUUUGAUCAGCUGGGUCACUUGAUGACAAUUGCCACUAUCUUUGGCUUUGCGAUUUCCCUGUUCUAUUACGUCCUACCUAUUCUUCAAGGUCAGGCUGUCAGGAUGAGUGGUAAUCAUAUUUAUGAUUUCUUUAUGGGGGCUGCCUUGAGUCCAAAGAUCGGGCACAUUGAUGUCAAAUUAUUUGCGGAGGUGCGGAUUCCAUGGGUCCUGUUAUUCAUCAUUGCGGUUGCAGGUAGUGUCAAGCAGUAUGAAACGAUUGGUUACGUGACACCAAAUUCCCUCUUCAUGGUAUAUGGAACUGGUCUUUAUAUCAAUGCCUGUGCUAAAGGCGAGGAGUGCAUUCCAUUGACCUGGGACAUGGCUUACGAAAAGUGGGGUUGGCUGUUAAGUUUUUGGAAUUUUGCAGGUGUUGCCUUUACAUACUGUCAUUCGGUAAUCUACAUUACAAAUCAACCACCAUCAAAAUAUCACUUUUCAACUUGGUCCUACGUCGCAUUAUACUUGACUUACACGGCAGCUUACUACGUUUUCGAUACUUCAAAUAGCCAGAAGGCCAGGUUCAAAAUGGAAAAUGAUUCAAAAUCUCAGAUCACCAGCAGAAUCUAUGGUUUUCCUCAAUUGUCUUAUGGCACAUUAAAGAACCCAAAGGUUUUGGUAGUUGGAAAUGGUGAUCGCAAACUGCUCAUUGAUGGUUGGUGGGCCGUAUGUCGUCAUCCUAAUUAUACCGCAGAUUUCAUCCAAGCACUCUGUUGGGCAGCCUGCUCUGGAACUGGAAGUUUGAUUCCAUACUUUUAUCCAGCUUUCUUUCUUGUCAUGAUUCUACAUCGAUGCACAAGGAAUUUUGAAAGGUGUUCUAAGAAAUAUGGGAAAUCUUGGGAUGAGUACUGUAGUCUUGUCCCCUACAGUUUUAUUCCAGGGGUUAUCUAGGUGUUUAUUGUAUUCACUCUCCAGUGGAUUUCGUGCUGUAACAAUAUGCAUCAAUAUUGUACUGUCUAAAUUAAUUGUUGUCCCAUUAAUAAAAGAUUUAUUUUUAAUCAAUAGAUAUUAACAACCUUAUGUACAAUUAUUUCAUUCUCAGCUUGGCUUUUCUUUCAGGUCUUGCCAUUGUUAAUCAACAAGUUCAUUGUUGGGUAGCUGGUCUUGAAUUCCAUUUUUGGAUGGUUAGACAAUCUUGAUCAAGUUGUCAAAUAGAGUACCAGCAACACUUUGAGCCUCAGAU
Puccinia graminis f. sp. tritici CRL 75-36-700-3 is the source of this 2450-nucleotide messenger RNA. RefSeq names its product delta24(24(1))-sterol reductase. The record is from RefSeq and is a predicted model, not a curated record. Gene Ontology annotation, biological process: ergosterol biosynthetic process. Gene Ontology annotation, cellular component: endoplasmic reticulum membrane. Lineage: Eukaryota; Fungi; Basidiomycota; Pucciniomycetes; Pucciniales; Pucciniaceae. Gene Ontology annotation, molecular function: Delta24(24-1) sterol reductase activity. The transcript has 11 exons. The coding region runs from base 659 to 2158 and encodes 499 amino acids.